CAUUACCCCUGUGCACAGUCCCUGUUCAUAGAAGCUUCGCAUCCUUUUAUCCCGUCUCUUUAUCUACUACUUUUUUCCUCGCCCAAUUCCAUGUUCCCUCGCACACAAACCCUUUGCUCCAUCUGAAAACCCUAAACACAAAGAAACCCUUGCCCUUGAGUAUCCGGUCAUUCGUCGCCGCGGGCGAUUAGUUUUAGGGCAACCAUGGCCGCUCCGUCUAGAGACCAGGCGCUUUCUCUACUCGCCGCCUCAAACAACCACGGCGAUUUGGCCGUGAAGCUCUCGUCUCUAAAGCAAGCCAGAGAUAUUUUGUCGUCCGUUGAUCCUUCCCUUGCGGCCGACCUUUUCCCUUAUUUGGUGGAGCUACAGUCAUCGCCCGAGGGUCUCGUUCGAAAAGUGCUUGUCGAGAUAAUUGAAGAUGUUGGUUUAAAGGCAUUGGAAUAUUGUUCUAUGCUAAUACCUGUCUUGCUGGCCCUUGUAAGAGAUGGUGACCCUAUUGUUGCAAGACAGUCUAUUGUCAGUGGCUUAAAGUUCUACUGCAGAAUUGUAGAGGAAAUGGUGUUGCAGUUUCAUCGGCGUCGCAAAGUGGACCAGUGGCUUGAAGAACUAUGGAUGUGGAUGGUUAAGUUUAAGGAUGUUGUCUUUGCUAUUGUUUUGCAGCCUGGUUCUGCUGGGACAAAAUUGCUAGCAUUGAAGUUUCUGGAAACAUAUAUUUUAAUUUUUACAAUUCACACCACUGAUUCUGAAAAGCCUGCAUAUGAAGCUAUAGCAGGAGGUGGACGGUCAUUUAAUGUUUCCUGUCUACUUGGUGGCCACCCUAUUUUGGAUCCAGUUGUUAUGAUGUCCGAAGUAAAUAAAACUCUUGAUGUUUUGUUGGGUUUGUUGCUAUCAGCUGGUAGUAUUCGUGGUUCAUUGACAAUUGCUGUUGUCAAUUGUCUUGCUGCCAUAGCAAGGAAGAGGCAAAUUCACUACGAUACAAUUCUUUCUGCAUUGUUCAAUUUUGAUCCCAACUUCGAGGGGGUGGGGGGUUGCCAUACUGCCAGCAUCCGUUAUGCCUUGAGAACAGCCUUUCUCGGAUUCCUAAGGUGUACUAAUUCACCCAUUGUGGAGUCAAGAGAGAGAUUGCUCAGGGUGUUACGAGCAAUGAAUGCAGGGGAUGCUGCUGACCAAGUUAUCCGACAAGUUGAUAAAAUGAUGAAAAAUAGUGAGCGUGUAUCUCGUGAAACUCGGCUAGGAAGGGAUGACCAACCAUCAAGUCAUCUUCGUGAUUUUGGCGAUCUGUCAAGGAAAAGAUCCAUGCCUCAGGACAAUGAAGACAUUGCUUAUGAGGUGGCUUUCAAGCGAAUUCGUCAUGGUUCAAACACUCCCUCAGCUUUGCAAGUUCAAGUGAAUGGUUAUGGACAGGAUUCUGUUUCCGUGAAUGAAAUGUCUCCUAAUGUUCCCCAGCUUGACAGUGAUUUGACUCCAGUGGAAAAAAUGAUUGCGAUGAUUGGUGCACUGCUUGCGGAAGGAGAAAGAGGUGCUGAAUCACUUGAAAUUCUUAUUUCAAAUAUUCAUCCUGACCUUCUGGGUGAUAUUGUGAUUACUAAUAUGAGGCACUUACCCAAAACCCCCCCACCGCUAACACGGCUUGGGAAUCUGCAUAUUACUCAACAAAACGGCUCUCAAAGUAUUUCAGCACAGGUGGUGGCACCAUCUGUUUCAGCAAAUUCUGUGCAAUCUCCGGUUCCCACUUCACAAGUACAGUUUUCUUCAGUUUCCACAAUGAGUUCUUCGUUGUCCGAGACAUCCACUGUCAAUAAUUUUCCUGCAGAUUCUAAACGUGAUCCAAGAAGGGAUCCACGUCGUCUUGAUCCAAGGCGUGUUGUGAUGCCCACAGGAAUACCUUCUAUACAUGUUGUCGAGGACAUUGGUGCUGUGCAUUUUGAAUCUGAUGGUUCUGGUUCCUUGGGGAAGCCUGUUUCACCUCCUGCUAUAACAUCUGUUGAAACUCAGAUGCCGCAGUUGAUGUCCAAUGCAGAUGUCAACGAUAAUAUUUCGGGAAGUACAUUGGUCGCUGAAACUGAUCAAGGAAAUCCUGAAGAAGAGUUUGUGAGAAAAAUUGAGGAUGCUGUCCCAAUUCCAGAGGUCAAUGCUUCUCCUGAUCAGGCACUUUCUCCUCUCCAUGUCGCUGACGAGGAUUCUGAUGCGUCAAAGUUGUCUGAUGGCGAAAGAACAUAUGAAGCUGAUUCAUCAUCUUUUCUGGAAACCAAUCAGAAUUCCCCAACUAUUUCAAACACUUCUACAUCUGAGGAGAUGUGUGUGGAUUUACCUGUUCUUCCAGUGUAUGUUGAUAUGACUGAAGAACAACAAAUAAGUGUGAGAAAACUGGCAGUUGAACGAAUUAUCAAAUCGUAUGAUUAUCUAGAUGGUGCCAACUCUUGCAAGACAUGGAUGGCAGUACUUGCGAGAUUGGUUGCUCAGCUUGAUGCAGGUGAUGAUGUUGUGGUGGUGCUGCAAAAACAAAUAGUUUUGGAUCACGAAUGGCAAAAGGGGCAUGAUCUUGUGUUGCAUAUCCUGUACCAUCUACAUUCUCUCAUGGUCUCAGAUUCAGUUGAAACCGCUUCCAUUGGUGCAAUUGCUUAUGAAAAGUUUCUAUUGGCAGUGGCCAAAUCGUUACUGAAUAUUUUACCUGCUUCAGACAAGUCCUUCAGUCGACUUCUUGGUGAAGUUCCAUUUUUGCCUGAUGCUUCCCUGAAAUUGUUAGAUGAUCUCUGCUAUUCUAAUGUUUUUGAUCCCAAUGGAAAUGAGAUUCGUGAUGGUGAGCGUGUCACUCAGGGCCUUGGUGCUGUGUGGGGUUUGAUUUUGGGGCGUCCAAAUUAUCGGCAAGCUUGCUUAAGUAUAGCUUUAAAGUGUGCUGUUCAUUCACAAGAUGAUAUUCGGGCGAAAGCUAUUAGACUGGUGGCAAACAAACUCUAUCAGCUGAACUACAUGUCAGAACAUAUUGAAAAAUAUGCAACAGAUAAGCUACUUUCUGUUGUGGAUCAGCACGCUUUAGGUAUAGAGCUUUCACAAUCAAAGUCGGACAACAGAAGAGCUGAAGGAGAGGUUGCAAGACAUGAAAUGUCAACUCCUGAAGAUGAGAAUACGAGUGGUGCACAACUAGUCGUCCAGAAUGUGGCUACAGUGUCAUUUCCUGAAGCCCAACGCCUAAUUUCGCUGUAUUUUUCUUUAUGUACAAAGAAACCUAGUCUUCUUCGACUUGUAUUUGAUAUUUAUGGGAAAGCUCCAAAAAGUGUGAGGCAGGCUUUUCACCGCCAUAUCCCUGUACUCAUAAGGGCUGUAGGACCAUUUUAUUCUGAAUUGCUUCAUGUAAUAUCUGAUCCACCACAAGGGAGUGAAAAUCUUUUGACACUGGUGUUGCAAAUAUUGACUCAGGAAAUGACGCCGUCUGCUGAUCUUAUAGCCACUGUUAAACAUUUAUAUGAGACUAAGUUGAAGGAUGUGUCGAUUCUUAUUCCAAUGCUUUCAUCACUUUCCAAGGAUGAGGUUUUACCUAUUUUCCCUCGGUUGGUUGACCUUCCCAUAGAGAAGUUCCAGACAGCACUUGCUCAUAUAUUACAGGGUUCGGCUCAUACAGGUCCAGCUUUAACGCCUGCAGAAGUUUUGGUUGCCAUCCAUGAUAUCAGUCCUGAGAAAGAUGGUCUUGCACUGAAGAAGAUAAUAGAUGCUUGCUCUACUUGUUUUGAGCAACGGACAGUUUUCACACAACAGGUCUUGGCAAAGGCUUUGAAUCAGAUGGUUGAUCAAACUCCUCUGCCUCUCCUCUUCAUGAGAACUGUUAUUCAGGCAAUUGAUGCAUUUCCCAAACUGGUCGAUUUUGUUAUGGAGAUACUUUCCAAACUUGUGAAUAGACAGGUAUGGAGAAUGCCAAAGUUGUGGGUAGGGUUCCUAAAGUGCGUGUCUCAAACUCAGCCACACUCUUUCCAUGUGUUGUUGCAGCUACCAUCUCCUCAACUUGAAAGUGCUCUGAACAAGCAUGCUAAGCUCCGAGGUGCCUUGGCUGCUUAUGCCAGCCAACCUAGUAGGAAAGCUUCAGUUCCUAGAUCAACACUUGCUGUUCUUGGUCUUGCUAACGAAUCACAUUUGCCACAUGGCUCAUCUUUGCAUCCUUCAGACACCAACUCUUCAGUACAUGGAUCAACUAUGACAAGAUAAGAAGCUUUGGAAUUGUUCUAAUUGAUGAGCUAUUCUAACCUCACCAUUACGCAGAGGAAAUCUGAAGCUUGUUUUCCCCUGCUCAUGGUUCCAGUUGCCCACAGAGAAGAUACAAUUGGCUGGCCAUAUAAAAGGUGCUCACAUGGAAAGCUGCAUUGCUGGCCAGUGCGUAUGAAUGAGAAUCUAUAACAGGUGGCAUAUGACAUGUUUCAAUCACGGAGCGCUGGAAAAGAAUCCCCAUUCUGCACCUUCCAGAUACUGAUCUGGGUAUUGUACCAUAUAACUGUAAUAGUUCAAUUUUUCUAUUUAUUGGCAUUGUAAUUUUUUGAACCUGGGUUGCCUAUUUUUCCUGGCUGAGGAUGGACUUUGUAGUGUAAAUAUCGGGUGGCUAGUUGCAUGGAAACACGUAGAUGUCACCACCUGUUUCUGUGCUUAGGUUCUGGGACCCUAUCGAUGCUAAAGGAAAAGGAAUCAUUGGGCUCCCUUACAUGGUGUGGGAACCUGGACCUGGCUGUGAGGGAGACUGGACAGAGCGAGCUAACCCCAAAUAUUUGAUGGGGCCUGGAUAAAAGUUUGACAUCGAAGUGGUUGAUUGCAUAUUGAUUUUGCCAAUUAUUGUCUAUGAAUGGCUUGUUCCCCUCCGGUCUUAUUUUUGAAUCACCCUCCCUUCUAUAAAAUUAUCAUGGGCUUGGCCCCUCAACAGCAUAGCCUCGGUUCAAGGUUUUCUUUGCCACCGGUGUAAAUUCAUCGAUGUACAUUGUAUCACUUCCUAAAUGAGGAAGAUUUAUUCAGGAAUUAUUCCAGUUUAUGCUAUUA
This is a messenger RNA of Tripterygium wilfordii, 5013 nucleotides long. RefSeq lists its product as uncharacterized. The record is from RefSeq and is a predicted model, not a curated record. NCBI's taxonomy places the organism in Eukaryota, Viridiplantae, Streptophyta, Magnoliopsida, Celastrales, Celastraceae. The transcript has 27 exons. Bases 205 to 4197 code for a protein of 1330 amino acids.